This is a messenger RNA of Salarias fasciatus (jewelled blenny), 3632 nucleotides long. RefSeq names its product frizzled-3-like. Lineage: Eukaryota; Metazoa; Chordata; Actinopteri; Blenniiformes; Blenniidae. Gene Ontology annotation, cellular component: plasma membrane. The record is from RefSeq and is a predicted model, not a curated record. Gene Ontology annotation, biological process: canonical Wnt signaling pathway; non-canonical Wnt signaling pathway. Gene Ontology annotation, molecular function: Wnt-protein binding; Wnt receptor activity.
GCGUUAGACGGAGCUCGUGGGCUCGUUCCAGUUCGCCACAGAGGGCAGGGUACAGUUAAAUACCCCGGAGGAACCGUGCACGGGCGGCGCGCGACUGCUGCUGCUGCUGCGGGGCUGGAGACGCUGCGGUGACAAACACGGAUUGAUAGAGCGGGAGUCUGCGUGACAUCGCAUGCGAUUAUAUUGCUUCACAACAGCGAGGAGACGUCUGGAGAAAGGACCUGUUUGAUGAAUCCAGUCCAGUGGGCCACGUCCAUGUGAAAAAGCAAGAUGUAUAUAAUAUCUCACUGAAUAUUCUGCAAAACACCACGAUGAAGCCUUGACCAACUGUGGAAACGGAGCACACACCCUGAGAUGUCCAACAGAUGGCUGACGGUGGAGCUAUUAUUUCAAGGACGUGCUGCUCUGUUUGACAAUGGAACAAGAGGACGCUGUUUUGACCAGGAGGGUACCAUCCAGUGCAGAGAAAUCAUGCAAUGUUUAAAUGAAGAGCAGUGGCGAUAACGAUUGGUCGGUGUGAAGACUGACACAAAGGCAGCUCCAUUCAGAGUGGUUUGAUGAACUGUGACUCCUCAGCAAAAAAAAAUCCUGGGUGCUCCAGCCUCUUUUCAUCACAUGUGGAUCUCUUGUGUUUACCUCAACCACUGGGAGUAAAUAUUUGACUCUAUUGCUUGAAAUGAUGGCUGUGUAUUGGCUGCCUAGGUGAUGGUGUCUUCAGUCCUAAAUGGAAGGGAAAAUGUCUCGCAUUAAGAUGGAAACACCUGUUGGACGAUGGCGUAUUGCAGACAGGCUUCCGCAAACUGCAACUAUCAAAUGCAGACAAACAGCUCCUGCCUGUUAUGUCUUCAGGCCUUGUUUUCUGCUCCUCUGUUUUCUGGUUACACCCGCUCUUUCCAUUCAUAUGGAGUUCAUUGAGAGCCACAGUGAGUUCAGCUGUGAGCCCAUCAGAUUGCGAAUGUGCCAGGAUCUGCCUUACAACACCACCUUUAUGCCCAAUCUCCUCAAUCACUACGACCAACAAACAGCCGCACUGGCCAUGGAGCCAUUUCACCCCAUGGUGAACCUGGUGUGCAGUCCCGACCUAAGGAUGUUCCUGUGUGCCCUGUACGCUCCUGUCUGCACCACAUAUGGCCGGGUGUCCAUGCCGUGUCGAUCCCUCUGCCUGCGAGCCAAGGAUGAGUGUCACAAACUCAUGGAGAUUUUUGGAUUGUCCUGGCCAGACGACAUGGAGUGCAGCAGGUUCCCAGAUUGUGACGAGCCCUACCCUCGCCAAGAGGACCUGCAGACCGGCUCUGAACCCACUGACCAGUCAUCCAUGACAGUCCAGAGGGAUUAUGGUUUCUGGUGUCCCAGAGAGCUCAAGGUGGACCCAGAUCUGGGCUACACUUUUAUGGGCAAAAAGGACUGCUCCGCCCCUUGUCCCUCAAUGUUUUUCAGCCAGCAGGAGCUGACCUUCACUCGAUACUUCAUUGGAGUCAUCUCCAUUGUCUGUCUGUCCGCAACACUCUUCACAUUCCUGACGUUCCUCAUUGACGUUACAAGAUUUCGAUACCCUGAGCGUCCGAUCAUCUUUUACGCCGUGUGUUAUGUGAUGGUGUCGUUGGUCUUCUUCCUGGGUUUCCUGUUGGAAGACAGAGUGGCGUGCAACGCAGUCAGCCCCGCUCAGUUCAGAGCUUCAACCAUAACACAGGGCUCACACAACAAGGCAUGCACCCUUUUCUUCAUGGUACUCUAUUUCUUCACCAUGGCUGGCAGCGUGUGGUGGGUCAUUCUGACAAUCACUUGGUUCCUGGCUGCUGUGCCUAAAUGGGGCAGCGAAGCCAUUGAGAAGAAAGCUCUCCUCUUCCAUGCUGUUGCCUGGGGCCUUCCAGGGGCCCUGACCGUCACCCUGUUGGCCCUGAAUAAAAUCGAGGGUGAUGGGAUCAGCGGAGUGUGUUUCAUAGGGAUAUAUGACAUAGAGGCCCUGAGGUGGUUUGUUCUGGCACCACUCUGCCUGAAUGUGGCGGUUGGCGUCUCUCUGCUUCUAGUAGGCAUUGUUGCUCUUAACCGGGUGCGCAUGGAGAUCCCCCUCGAGAAGGAGAACCAGACCAAACUAGUCAAGUUCAUGAUCCGAAUGGGCGUGUUCUCGGUGCUCUACCUGGUCCCUCUGCUGACGGUGAUUGGGUGCUACAUUUACGAGCACACAUACCGCGGCAUUUGGGAAACGACCUGGAUGGACGAGAACUGCAGGCGCUAUCACAUCCCCUGUCCUUACAAGGUGGAGGAGACAAGCAGGCCAGCCGUGGUUGUGUUCCUGAUUAAAUACCUUAUGAUGUUAGUGGUGGGGAUUCCCUCUGUGUUCUGGGUGGGCAGCAAGAAGACUUGUUUUGAAUGGGCCAGCUUCCUACAUGGACGCAGACGCAAGGACAGUGGGGUAAAUGAGUCUCGCCAGGUGCUGCAAGAGCAACCCGACUUUGCUCAGUCUCUGCUUCGUGAGCCAAACACCCCCAUCAUUAGAAAGUCCAGAGGAACAUCCACUCAGGGCACCUCCACCCAUGCCUCCUCCACCCAUUUAGCUGUGCUUGAUGACCUUGAUGAGCCCGUAAGAAGUCACCACGGACAGCCCACAUACAGGAGUAAAGCCAGCAGUGUCCACAGCAAAGCCAGCUACCAUGGCAGCCUGCGCCGCACUCGGGAUGACAGGAGUGACAGCAUGGUUUACCGGGGAACAGAGAAGAACAGUUUCCAUGGCAGCAUGCCACGUCUCAACCACCCGCUGUCGACUCACAGCAGCCUCCAUCAGAUAGACGGCCACUCCGGGCACAGCAGCCAGCGAGAUGUGUCUGAGACCCCCUCCUACCCUCAUCACCAUGGAACCACAGCCAGCGAGAGCCGAGCCGCUGAGAAUGACGGCACCAGUGCCUGAAAAGACGUCACUUUCACUGGAAGUGAUUACUGUGUGGCUGCUGCUGUCGCUGCCUUUUGAAGGCUGAAGUAUCUGCAGCAGAGUGUGCAUUAGAGUGUGCUUUCUUUUCUGAAGGCGGAGUUGGUUCCUGUGAGCGCCGUGAUGUGCUCUUUAUUCCUCACUGGUCCUUCUCGUCAGUGUCAGUCAGUGAACAGGAGACCUCACUAUCAGAUACACACAUUUAGUCCAGUAUUCAGGUGUGGAUGGCAGUUCACUCCUGACUGCUCCACUCAUGGGGUUGAAUUGAAGGACAUACCACACGAUUAAGGUUAACAUCAGUCACACUUUACAUUCAGGAAAAGAUCAAGAAGGUUAGAGCUUUACAAGACAGGUCAGUGUGUCUGAAAGUGUUUUCUGCAGCUCUGCUCGCUGUGCUUCACAAGAAGGAAAUGCACAUUGGACGUCAUUUCGCAGUUGGAGCUUACAUCGCUCAUUUCAGGAUGGCAUUAUUUUCAACUCUUGCCGGACCUCCAAGAAUAAGGCUAAAAAUGUGAACUUUGUCAAGCUCUGCUUUUGUACAAUCUGAAAGGUCUCCUCACCUCCUAAUGUCUCACAUGAAAUCAGACUGUACUACAGAACCCAAUUAAUGACUUUUUCAUUGUGCAGCUUCACGGACAAGUAUGGACCUAACAUGAGUGGAAACUUUCUGUGAUUAGAUACUGUUUUUUUUUCUUUUUUUUUUUACUGU